Messenger RNA from Selaginella moellendorffii, 1833 nucleotides. Its product is annotated as cytochrome P450 71A1. Gene Ontology annotation, molecular function: monooxygenase activity; iron ion binding; heme binding. Bases 1 to 1833 code for a protein of 610 amino acids. The record is from RefSeq and is a predicted model, not a curated record. Lineage: Eukaryota; Viridiplantae; Streptophyta; Lycopodiopsida; Selaginellales; Selaginellaceae. The transcript is spliced from 8 exons.
AUGAAUGAGCGCGAGGUAUGGAUUGCGCGCUCCCACUGGCGAUCGCGCACAUGGAUCGAUUCCAGGGAUGAAUCACACCGGCGCCUGGAAUACGCUGGUGGAAUUGACGCCUGUAUCUCAGCAUUUGAGAGAGCAUUCUCCAGGGGCAAGGGGGUGAAUGGGAGGCAGCCAAGCUGCAUAGGGCAGGAGAGGAAAGCUGUUCAUCUGCUGGAUGUCGUGCUGCAAACUAUUAACCGUGAAGACUGGCCCAGAGGCGCUGGCAGAGGUGCUGAGAGAGAGGCACCGAGCAGUACUGGAGCGCUGAGUGAGGUGCUGAGCACUGAGCAAGGUGCUAGGGCGUGCGAGGCAGAGGCACUGACAGUGGUGCCAGGCACUUUGACACUGGCUAGAGGUGUGGGCAUAGAGGCACAAGGCACCAAAGAGUUUCUCAACCACUGGCAUCAGAGGAGGUCUGCAUGGUCAUCAGGAUGCUCCCAUGUCAUGCCUCCAAGCCCCCGGCCCUUUCCAAUCCUCAGCCACAUUCCACUCCUGGCCAGCAAUUCCCGCGGGCCGCAUCUCAUCCUCUUCGAUCUCGCCAAGAAGCUUGGCCCGAUCUUCUACCUCCGCCUGGGCUACACCCCCACGCUCGUCAUCUCGUCAGCCAAGAUCGCCCAAGAGAUCCUCAAGACCCACGACAGGACCUUCUCCUCGCGGCCAUCGCUCACGUUUGCCGAGGCGAUCCUCCCAGACGAUCUCGUCUUCGCGCGCUAUGGCGCGAGAUGGAGGGAGCUCCGCAAGAUCUGCACGCUCGAGCUCUUCACCGCGCGCCGCGUGGGGAGCUUUGCGGCAGUGAGGCAAGCGGAGAUGGAGAAGUUCCUGGCGAUGCUCUCCCAGAAUCUAGGAAGAACGGUGAACAUGACCCAGGAGGUCACCGUCCUCACCUUGGAGAUCAUGCAAACGCUCGUGUUUGGGACGAGCCGGACCUUCGGUGCCAACGAUUUCCUCCGCUUGGUCCGCCAGGGGAACGAGCUGAGCGGGAGGCUACACAUCGGCGAUUACGUCCCAUGGCUUAAAUGGAUGGAUCUCUCGCUGCCCAAGCUGAGAACCUUAGCAACCAAAUUCCAUGCCAUGCUUCAAGCACACAUUGAAGAGCACCGAUCCUCUAUAGCCAAGCAAGGACAUGGCGGUGAGAGCUUCCUGGACGUCUUGCUCUCGCUCCACAACAUGUCAGAUCUUACCAUCCGGUGCCUCAUGCUGGAUGCUAUGAGUGCAGGGCUGGACACGACUGCCACAGCGAUAGAAUGGGCUCUCACAGAGCUACUUCUUCAUCCACAAAUCUUGGCAAAAGCCCAGAAGGAAUUGGACGACGUGAUCCCUGCUAGUAGCGCUAUCGUGAGUGAGGCCGACAUUCCCAAGCUCAAGUACCUCGGCGCGAUUGUCAAGGAGACCCUGCGCAAGCACCCACCGGCGCCACUCAUGGUUCCACGCGAAUCCACCGCCGAGUGUAAGCUUGAAGAAGCUGGCUACAUGAUCCCAGCCAAGACCCAAGUGUUGAUCAACCUCUACGCCAUCGGCCGGGAUCCAAACAUCUGGGAGAACCCUCUGGAGUUCAUCCCGGAGAGGAUGAGCAGCGAAUUCAAUUCGGCCGUGGAACUCAUGACGUUUGGCUUUGGCCGGCGAUCCUGCCCGGGGAUGAACUUGGGGUUGACUGCUGUUCAUCUCGUUCUUGCCAAUCUUCUCUACAGGUUCAACUGGACAACACCAGAUGGUAAAGAGGUGGACGUGGGCGAGGGGGUCGGGUUCACGCUCAUGCGGGCUCGUCCACUUGCAUUGGUUCCACUUCUCCGCAAGUAG